AUGGAAACCGUGUUGGCUCUGUUCUUUAUUCUCCUGUCGGGCUGCCUCUCCGUUUGGGCGAUAUGUCCCGACCGCUGCGACUGCCAGCACGCGCAACACCUCGUCUGCACCAACCGAGGGCUGCGCGCGGUGCCCAAAGUCGCGACGCGGAGCUCGGGCGACGUCCUGGUCUUUAGCCUCGGCGGAAAUUUCAUCGGCAACAUUUCUGCUUUCGACAUGAGCCGUUUCAGCCGCCUGACCCGACUGGACCUGCAGUACAACCGGAUCCAGACCGUCCACCCGAAAGCGUUUGAGAAGCUGUCGCGCCUAGAGGAGCUCUAUCUGGGGAAUAAUUUGCUCUCGGGAAUUUCUGCGGGAACUUUGCAGCCGCUGAAGAAACUCCGAAUUCUGGACGCAAACAGUAAUGAAAUAGACAAGAUAACCGCCGAUACUUUCGUGAAUUUAGAAAACGUAAUUAAACUGAGAUUGGAUGGGAAUUCGAUACAAACUCUACACGACUCCGUUUUUAAGGGUAUGGGAAGUCUGCUGUAUCUCCAUCUGGAAUCUAACAGACUUCGGCACAUUCACAGGAAUGCUUUUGCAAAACUGGAGAAACUCCGUUUCCUGGACCUGUCCGAUAACAAGCAGACGGCUCUCCGCGAUGUCCACGCGUUCAGCCCACUCACUUCUCUGGCCACAUUGCUGGUGGCAGGAAACGAAAUCCAACUGGUUGGCAACUACGUCUUUCAGAAUCUGAGAAGCCUGACCAGACUGUCCCUCAGCAACAAUAACAUUUCUCUGCUGGAGCCCGCCGCGCUGGACGGCCUGUCGAGCGUCAGGGAACUCCUGAUUGACGGGAACCAGCUGGCGGAAGUCCCGGGGCGGCUGCUAGACCCCCUGAUGCAGCUGGAAGAGCUGGACUUGAGCCGUAACCGAAUUUCCAGGCUGCACCCCUCUGCGUUUAGCCGCCUGAAGCAGUUGAAGGUUUUAAAGCUGAACUCCAACCGGCUGACGAGCAUCCCGGGAACCGUCUUCGCGGCGAACGGCGGUUUGUACCGCCUGGACCUGAGCGGAAACGAGUGGAUCUGCGGUUGCGCGCUGGCUGGCUUUAAAGAGUGGAUCCGCCGCGCGCAUUCUACCGGCCGGCUGCUCGCUGUGUUCUUGCGCUGUCGCCAGCCUGCGCGUCUGGCGGGAAAGUACCUGGAUUACCUGGAGACCUCUGAGCUGCAGCCUGCAGGUAACCUCACCUGUGUCCCCGAGCAGGGAGUGCAGGCGGAUCAGGGCCAGCCCGGCCAAUCACAGCAGAGCAGGCGCAGGAAGGGCGGAGCCCCACGGGCCAGACCCCGCCCCCACGCCGCUGGGUCACUGAAGAGGGUUCGAGCCGAGCCAAUGACAGGGGUCCCCUCCCCGGAGGCCACGCCCACUAUCCUCUCCCCUGGGCCCUCUGAGCGUGUGCAGCAGCUCCCCCUAGUGGCCGAGGCGUGUAAGUUCAGCCGCUUCCUGUUCAACGUCAGCGCGGAUCAGCUGAGCCCCACGAGCGCACGCCUGCAGUGGGAGCUCCGCCCGGCCCUGGCCCCGCCCCCCAGGGUGCGGUUCCGCGUGCGCUACGACCGAUUCGCCGCCACGGCCCCGUUCCCACGGUUCCUGUACCUGGGCGGCGGGGCCAGGGGGGUGACGCUGCAGGAGCUGGCGGCCAAUCAGCCGUACGUGGCGUGCGUGGAGGGCGUGGUGGGCGGGGCCGUGUGCGAGGUGGCCUCACGCGACCACUGCGCCGGGGUCCUUACCCAGCAUGCACUGCAGGACGGCGGGGGCGGGCUCCACCUGCAGCUGGUCACCGUGGUGACUCUGGCAGCCAAUGCGCUGCUGCUGCUGGCGGUGGGCGGGGCCUGGGCCGGGCGGGGCCUGAGGCGGGGCCUGCGCAGGAAGUCGGCGGUGAGCAUCCGCCACAUGUACUCCUCCCGCCGGCCGCUGGGCGCCGGGGCAACGGAGCCGCUCUGCGCCGACUUCACAGCCUAUCAGAGCAGCCGGCCGCGGGGGGGCGGGGCCGACGAGGGCGACCUCAUCCAGUUUGUCUGCGACCGUUUCCACGACAACAGCCCCACCUGCAGGGAGGACGCCACGCCGCGCUUCCAGGACUGA
Conger conger (European conger) is the source of this 2118-nucleotide messenger RNA. It is a transcript of the gene tril, whose product is annotated as TLR4 interactor with leucine-rich repeats. NCBI's taxonomy places the organism in Eukaryota, Metazoa, Chordata, Actinopteri, Anguilliformes, Congridae. Gene Ontology annotation, molecular function: protein binding. Bases 1 to 2118 code for a protein of 705 amino acids. Gene Ontology annotation, cellular component: plasma membrane. The transcript has a single exon. The record is from RefSeq and is a predicted model, not a curated record.